Molecule: messenger RNA, 1233 nt
Organism: Manihot esculenta (cassava)
Lineage: Eukaryota; Viridiplantae; Streptophyta; Magnoliopsida; Malpighiales; Euphorbiaceae
Exons: 9
Coding region: 188-1051 (287 amino acids)
Cellular component (GO): membrane
Source: RefSeq, a predicted model, not a curated record
UUGGUUUACUUUUUAAUCCUGUAUGCAUUGCGUCCCGGCAAUGGGAGGGUAGCCCACAGUCAAUCACACGGACAUUGAAGCCAUUCAUACGAGAACAGAAAGUUGUUUACUUUCUCUGAACUAAAAUCACAGAAGAUCAAACACUAAUGCUUUAAAAAGAAAGAAAAACAGGGUGAUUCUAUCCAGAAUGGGAACAAUCAUCGACUCCCAUUUUCUAGCACCCACUGCCAUCCUCACUGUUGGGUAUCAGUUGAUAUUCUUUAUAGUCACUGCUCUUCUAAAGAUUGAUAAAGUCACCGAUUUUGCUGGAAGCACCAAUUUUCUUAUCCUUGCUGUGUUGACUUUGGUUUUGAAAGGGACAUGGCAUUUCAGGCAGGUAGUUUUGAGUUUACUCGUUGUAACAUGGGGUCUUCGCUUGGGAUUUUUCCUAUUAAUGAGGAUACUGCAGUGGGGAGAGGAUAGACGCCUUGAUAAAAUGCGUGGCAAUUUGGGGAGAUUAGCAAUUUUCUGGAUAUUUCAGGCGGCCUGGGUUUGGACAGUAAGUUUACCUGUAACAGUGGUUAAUGCAAGUGACAGAAAUCCAUCUCUUCAGGCUGAGGAUAUAAUUGGGUGGAUUAUGUGGUCUGUGGGAGUUUCAAUUGAAGCUGCUGCUGAUCAACAAAAAUUGAAAUUCAAGAACUCUGCAGAAAAUAUAGGAAAAUGGUGCACUGUUGGACUUUGGAAAUGCUCUCGGCACCCCAAUUAUUUUGGCGAGAUUUUACUCUGGUGGGGAAUUUUUGUGGCUUCUACACCUGUUCUCAAAGGUGCUGAGUGGCUCGUAAUUUUUGGGCCACUCUUUUUGACGCUGUUGCUUUUCUUUGUCAGUGGCAUACCAUUGCUUGAGAAAUCUGCUGACAAGAAAUUUGGCAAUAUGGCUGCAUAUAGGGAGUAUAAGAGGACAACUAGCCCUCUCAUUCCUCUGCCUACUGUAGUAUAUGGGAACUUGCCAUCAUGGUUGAAAACAACUUUCCUUUUCGAGUUCCCUCUCUACAGUCGCAGUCCUGUUCCGUAGUCGCAGUCUUCCUGACGAGCAGACAAACAUGGUGAGACCACUGUACACUUUCUCUCGCAUUUGAUUUGAUUAACUUUCUGCAUUCUCAGGAGAAUCUAUUUGUAGUAAUUGUGUGUAUGAAACUGCAGAACGCAAAACUUGUGUAAUACUUCAUAUAUAAGUAUUGUUCCCUUCUUGUCUAA